Molecule: messenger RNA, 976 nt
Organism: Mesocricetus auratus (golden hamster)
Lineage: Eukaryota; Metazoa; Chordata; Mammalia; Rodentia; Cricetidae
Product: acidic proline-rich protein HP43A-like
Exons: 4
Coding region: 29-841 (270 amino acids)
Source: RefSeq, a predicted model, not a curated record
UGGGAGCAGCUCGAGAGACUCCUCCAAGAUGCUGGUCAUCCUGCUCACAGCUGCCUUGUUGGCCCUGAACUCGGUUCAGAGUUCAAAUGAAGAGAUCAUCUAUGAAGACUCUUCUUCUCAGGUCUUAGAGGAAGAGCAGCAAGGCCAAGGCCCUGAACAACAGAGACCCCCACCUGGAGAAUCCCCCCCAAAACCUUCUGCAUCUGAAGAAGAAGGUGAUGAUGAUGGUGAAGAAGAUGGAAAUGCACCAGAGGGACCACCACAGCAAGGAGAUGACCACCAGAAACCUCGUCCUCCUAAACCUGGAAACCAUCAUGGCCCACCCCCACAUGGAGGCCCUCAGCAGAACCAAGGCCCUCAUCCUGGAAACCAGCAAGGCCCACCCCCACAGGGAGGCCCACAACAGCACCAAGGCCCUCAGCCUGGAAACCAGCAAGGCCCACCCCCACAAAGAGGCCCACAGCAGAAACGCCCUCCUAGGCCUGGAAACCAUCAAGGCCCACCCCCACAGGGAGGCCCACAACAGCACCAAGGCCCUCGGCCUGGAAACCAGCAAGGCCCACCCCCACAAGGAGGCCCACAGCAGAAACGCCCUCCUAGGCCUGGAAACCAUCAAGGCCCACCCCCACAAGGAGGCCCACAACAGAACCAAGGCCCUCAGCCUGGAAACCAGCAAGGCCCACCCCCACAGGGAGGCCCACAACAGAACCAAGGCCCUCAGCCUGGAAACCAGCAAGGCCCACCCCCACAGGGAGGCCCACAACAGAACCAAGGCCCUCAGCCUGGAAACCAGCCAAGCCCACCCCAGGAAGGAAGUGAGGAAGAGCCAAGUUCCCAGUAAACGUUUUAUGCAUAACCAAGAGGUUCCUCAGCAGUAAAAAGGUGAAGUAGAAGACAAAUACCUUUAAUGUUAUUUCAAUGGAACAAUGAUGUUGUAAGUGUACCUUCAACAUUCUAAUAAAACAUUUAGCAUGCA